AUGACCACGAGCAUUUUUGGAGAACAGAAGAUCGUCGAAAAUGACAACGUGACGACCUCUGAAUUUAAGGUAGGUUAUUCGAAUCCUGUAAUAUUUUAAAGGCAUACCUAUUCUAAAAUGAUAUCACUGACUGACUGGUAAAUAGUUCGACAGAACGCUUCGGUAAUAUUCAUCGGUAAUUACAUCAGAAAUAGAUCCUGUACGGCGAUUGUCGGGGAAAUAUUUCCACCAAGCUCCAAAAGUAAAUUAGGCGAAAAUACAGUUUUUGAUUGAUAAGAAACAGAAUGCAAGUCAGGUCUCGCUCGUUAUUAAUAAACAUUUCAGUCAAGUUAAAGUUAGCGGUGGGAGGGGGGGAAGAGUGGGGGGUAAGAGGUAGGGAUGGGGGUAGGGGUGAAGCCGGGUAGAAAUAGGUACAGGCCUGUGAAGCAUGAUUUUUUCGUUUCCGAGUGGAGAAGGGAGAAAUAAACAACAGGAAAAACUAAGAAACAUAAGUCAUGACGAAAAAAUCAGGAAAGCCAAGAUUGAGUUUGCAAUAGUCUAGACAAUCACUGGGAAGACAAUUGAGGUUUAUGAACUAAAUGGAUAAAAUGAAUUGACCACAGUUAGGUUAGGGGAGUCACAUACUGAUGAUCUGAGUGCUAGCAAUUUAGUUUCAAUUGUUAGUAUUUCAUAGCCUAAUGUAAAAAUAAUGAAUACUUUUUUUAUUUCCCUCUAUAGGCACCCAAGUGUCUGGAAUUUUUUGACAAAUGGAGAUUUUGUGCAUGUAAGUGUUCAAUGGUGUGACAACAUUAGACUACUUGUAGUAAUCAAGCAAAACCACAUAAGUGAAACAACCUAACAUGUGAGUGAAACGACUUAAGACAUAAGUGAAAAGGACGUAGGUGAAACGACUCGUUGGUGAAAUGACGGUAAACCAAUGAUGAUGAUGAUGAUGAUGAUGAUGAUGAUGAUGAUGAUGAUGAUUAUUAUUAUCAGUUUGUUAUGUAGGUAUUAUUGGUAUUAUUGGUAAAAUUAAUUUUUUGAUAAUACUUUUCAUCAGCCUCCAGGAAUCAGUUUCAUCAGUAUUAUAUAUAUGGAAAGUUUCAGGACUGCUCAGUGUUUAGAAAAGCCAUGAUGAGUUGUAUACGUUACAAAACUACAAAGUCCCCAGAAGAUAGGGUAUGUUAAUGGAAUCUGUGUUUCUGUAGAAGUAUUCACUGGAAAUGUAGAUCCCCCCUUUCCCCUUCUAUUUUAAUUUUUACUUAAAGUAAUUUUAAGUGUGUGAAAAGCAUUAGGGGAGAAACAAGACAAAAUGUUAUAGUACUAAUACAUUACAGCUUAACUGACAGACAGGUCAGGUCAAUAACCAGAGCUUAAUAUAUGGCUACAAUAGUAUGCACCCUCUGAUCAGCAGCAGAGCGGGCAAGAUUUCCUUGUAAUGGCUGGGCAUUAUUGGCUGGGUGUCCAAGGCAUCCAUGUUAUGGUCAAUUGACCAUAAAUACCUGUAACGACCUCACCCGGUUAAGAAGUGGUAUUUAAUACCAUCAACUGUUGUAAUACAACAUCAAAUUGACUCUGAAGUUGGCUACCGCACAGGUCGAAAUGUCAGUCACUGUCAACAACAGUCCUAUUCAGGACUCCAUACCCAAACAAUCAUAUUCCACCAACUUAUGAAAUGACUCCUGGUUUCAAACCUUUCACUGUUAGUUCACAGAACAAAUACGGUAAGAGAAUUUGGAAGAAACAAUAUUUCUUGAAGUCAUUAUUGCUCAGUUAGUAUUCUCCCUUAUUUUUAAAGAGUUGCGUGUAGCAAACCAAACAGUCUCAAGAGAUCAACAAACUGUCAUUUAUUUGUUUUGCAGGAUUUUAUGAUUGAAGUCCUGAGAAUGAAUGAAAUUAAGUUCACGUCAUCGUCAGUGUGGGAAAAGAGAGAGAACCCUCGUGAAUACUGGAAUAGCGGUAAAGAAUAA
Porites evermanni is the source of this 1949-nucleotide messenger RNA. The record is from the annotation of a GenBank genome assembly. Lineage: Eukaryota; Metazoa; Cnidaria; Anthozoa; Scleractinia; Poritidae.